AUGAAGCAAAUGAAGCAAAUGAGCCAGCUGCGAGACAGAGGAGACCAAGAGGGACGCGUGUCCGGAGAUCAUCUUCUUCGCUCAUCUGCACGGACACAUGCCCCACCACCUGGCGAUGAAGAUGGGGUUUCCGUGGGUGGGCAACAUCUGGACGUAUGUGGCAAAGGUCGCAGCGGGAGCGGCACUGGGCCAGGCUCGGUGGAGCAAAGUACGCAGAAGGACACAGAGCCUUCACGGCAAAGUCCAAAGAGUCUGCAUAGUCUCCCAAGACCCGUUUUGGACAUGCAGCAGACGCCCCUUGACCUGGAUGCGGAAGCUGAAGCGGCGCUUGCGUGCUCCAGCCGAAGCAAACCGUUUCAAUCAUCGGCCAGUGAUUUCGCGAUCAGCCCUCCUCGAGGAAAGCGUCGAAAGCUGUCACAGGACCCCUCGAACCUAAGUGGUCAGGCUUUGCUGCAGUGGCUCCUCAAGCGCCAUGUGGAGAGGGGUGGCAGUCCCACAAAUGCACGAAAGGCGGUGGCAGGCCCGUGCGGGGACAGUGGGGCAGAAGUUCCUGAAGCUAGCACUCGUGUCAGAGCAUUUGCUAAGGCAGGGUGCAACGCCAAGAAGCUGUUGCAAGAACAGCUCCAGAACUUCAAAGGUUUAUUGGAUGCCAAUGAAAGCAUCAACCUGGAGAAUGAGUUUGGGCUCGUCCCUCCUCCUGCCAAGUCAGCGAUCAGCAAAGCAUCCCGCCGUAACCAGAAGUCCGGCCCUGCACAUUCUGUCACAGAGGGCGCGUUGUUGGUUCUUCCAGCUGUUUGCCUGCAAACCAGAGCCAUGCUAGCUGCUGAAGCCAGUGAUGCCUGGGAUCGGGUAAGGAAGAAGGCUCUGCUUGAGGCGGGCCGUGCGCACCGCAGGGCCUUAAAGGCCGACACCUCAAAGUUGCCUUGGCAACUUCCUUGGAGGACCUGGGAGCUUUCCGAAGAUCUCCGAAGCUUCGAUCAAGCUCUGCACCAGCUUCAGAGACGAAGCGAAUUGGAACCCGGCCGCCGUGUCCUGAUGCGCCAGCUUGGGGCUCAGCCCAAGGCGGGGCUGUUUGAGGAUCCGCCGCAAGGCUCCCCGAUGGCUUCGGCUGCACUGAACGCGGUGCUGACAGGCAACGAGCUAGAGGCUGCCACGCUCCUGCCGAGCCGUGGCCGGGGGAGCAUUGCAAGCAUGAUCAGCUCCGUGCAGCCAGACCUUCUCGACAAGUGGCACUCGUUGCCGAUCUCGCAAGAUGCUGCAAGCAGCAAGGAUGCUUUGUUGUGCUUGCGCCUGUUUCGGGAAGCGUCUGUGGGCAAGAUGAGCAGCUUUGCUGGCCGCCUGGCAAGAGAGGGGUUGACGAAAGACCAGCCGCUGGCACCAUCCGGUGGCCAAGAGCACUGCUUUUGCAGCUCGUGUUCUGAAUGGCUCUUGCGCAAUAACAGCAAAACACAUCAGUGCCGUGUGGGGAAGCCACACGCAUCAGCGGCUGCAAGCUUGAAGUUAUUCCAUCAAGCAUGGGAUGGCCUGGAGCUGCGGCUCUCUUUCCAACAUCGGAAUGGUCAGGUGGAGAUCUCCUGUGAUGCAGCACUAGACAAUGGCUUGCGAAGGCUGAUGUGGUGCCAGAUUUGGGAGCCAACGCAAGUGAGCAGCAGAUGGCGACUGACGGCGGAGGGCUCCCAGAGUAAGGAUACCUCUCAGACCAUUCAGGGUCCUGUAAACCUGGCCCUCACAAUUUCAAAGAACCUGCCCAAUCAGCCCAAGAGAUUUCUCCUAUCUUCUGCGCAGCUGACUUUGUUGGGGUGGAUGCGGCAACAGGAGCAGGCAACAGUUUUCACAUCCUUGCAGACGGUCCGACAAGCUUUGUGCGAGACGGAUCUGGCAUUCGAGUUGGAGCUGGAGCGACAGUAUUCAUCCCGCAGCGGCCUCAUACUGACCAGAGGCUGCCAAGGGAGCAUGUCGGUCGAGGAAGCUCUCGAAAUGGACCAGAGCAUUGCAACAUGCGUGCUUGCUAUGGUUGAUGAGGAGGCCAUCCAGACGACGGAAUGUCCGUCUAUGCCGAUGCUGAAUAGGCGCAGAUGUCGAAUUGAAGCUCGAGCGACUCUUAUUGUCGCUCAUCAGCAGAGCGUGCAGCAUUGGCAGCAAGCCUUGGACGCUGCUUCUGGGCCGUCCCGCUUGAAUGUGCUCGUCAUUGCAAACCAACGCAAGAUGCGGAGCCUGACGGUUGCUGAGGUUGUCGAGGCUGACCUGAUUCUGGUAUCGAUUCAGCUGUUCAGUUCAGAAGCCUACCAGCGGCACUUCGACAGCCUCUCCAAGCCAGGACUGCAAGUUUGGGACACGUCCUCCUUGGAGAAGCGGACCGAGAUGGAAGCCGACAUAGACCCACUAGUCUCGAAUGAAUUAUGGCAACAUGGAGAGAGCAGCGACACGUUCGAGCAGGGCGACGUGGUCGAAAUGCAUGGGCUGAUCGCCAAGGCACACCUGAACGGCCGUCGUGGCCAGCUAAUUGGUUGGCAAGAGGACACGCAGCGCUGGUCUUGUCUGCUCGGGCAAUCAACGAAAGGAUGCAAAAAUGUGACCAGGAAGGGCAUAAAGGACGGGAAGAGGCAACGUGGAAGGCCCGAAAGCCAGCUCAUCAAUGUCCGUGAAUGCAACAUCAAGAAGCUUACACAAUCAGGAGGGCAACGUGCCGCUGUGGUCAAGAGGCGCUUGGCGGAGUCUUCGUUGAAGGUGUCCAAGUACUACUUGGAGCUGCGCUCAAGGGAAGACUACAUGGCUCAACGUCAGGUGGAGUUGGAGCGUCACACCUUGCGAUUGAUACGGCAGGCAGUGACGACUGGUCUUUCAAAGGCAAAUGAGGAGUCCGCAGAGCUCUCCAAGGCAGUGCCUGAGGCCUUGCCGGAUGAACUUGCCAAGAAAGUCCACUUCCCGCUGCUCCCGUCUGCGGCAUCUGAAGUUAUUGGUAGUCCAGGCCUGCUGGAGAUGUUUCGUUUCAAACGUCUGGUCAUGGACAACUGCCACCUACUGGCAAGGUCUCUGGGGCAGCUGGUGUCAAGCGGGUCAGGGUCCUCUGGCGGAGGUUUGAGCCAGUACCUGGCCAAGGCGGCCCCGCUCUAUGCUGUCCUAGCGAUUGAAGCGCACGUUCGAUGGGGCAUCGCCCCUUUGCGGUCUGUGUGUGAAGAAGGCGGUGGCCUCUCUGACGAGGUCGCCCCGUUGGCGUCCUUGCUAGGUGUUCAAAUCGCCUGGUCUGAUGGCCUGGAGGCAAAGCGAUUUCUGGAACACCAUGCUGCAGCAGCGGAGGACUUGCUUGCCACCAUGACCUUCGACACCCCGUUUGGCGGCCUCUCGCGUUCCUUGGGCCAAGGUGUGCGGCGCGCUACCAGCAAUGUUGUCAGACAGGCUGUUCGCACACCACUGACAAUGGAGGCAUCAAUGCCCCAAGCUUGGAUGACGAAGCCUUUGUUGAGGCCGUUCAGUGUCCUUGGUGCAUCGAGCAUGCAGCGGCUGGCAGCGCCACUGCUGAAGCCAAUGGUGCCGGUGCCACCUGUGCUGCCGUCGGAGCCACCGAAGCCAAGCGUGAAGGCCAUCCAGGAAGCUGGCGCAGAUGCGCAGACAGGACUUAUGGACGUCUGCAAAAAAGAUUCAAUGGUUUUUGAGAUCGGCAUCUCCUUCGUGGUGCUGCACUACCAAUCCAUCUUUAUCGGUGUCAUGCGUUGCCUUUUUCAGGCCUUCCGCCCUUUGCUGAUCCUUUUCGUCUUUGGGCAAAUCAUCAAGGCAGUCUUCUUCAUAGCGGGAGCACCGAUUUGGAUGUCAUUCUACUCUAUCUGGCUCUUCGAGGUGACGUACGGGCUUGCUCAGUGCGCGAUCUCGUUCAUUUUCAUCAGUUUCUUCUACAACAACCUUUCCUUUGCCCGCAUGCGCCCAGCCUUGAGCCAAAUGCUCCGACAGCAGAAGGAGAAGUUGGCGCGUGCAGCGCGCACUCUGCUGUGA
Messenger RNA from Symbiodinium pilosum, 3987 nucleotides. NCBI's taxonomy places the organism in Eukaryota, Dinophyceae, Suessiales, Symbiodiniaceae. The record is from the annotation of a GenBank genome assembly.